AUGGCGUCAAGGCUUGUGAAAUGGUUCAUGCCUACCGCCAACUAUCAUGUUCGAAAAACAAUCAAAAAAAACACAAUGAUGAACAACUCUAACAUCAAGGAAUUACAUUUUAAUAAUCAAGAAACAAGCCUUGUUUCGAAUGAAAAGAUGAUCAGCUCACCAUUAUCAGAAGAAACAUGCUGUACUAACGAACCAGAGAGGGUUUGGAUUCAUUUCGGUCACAUUCCACAUGUUUCGAAUAGUUUACAACCAACAAGCCUUGAGCAAAUGAAAUCAACUCUUCACCAACCUAAAGUGAUGAUUGAGAAACAGAGAAAAACAGAAAGACUCCUUCAGGAUAGAAUCACAGGUAAAUUAUUCUAUCAAUCAACCGAAUCUCAUUCGAAAUCUCUCAAACAACCUCUGUUUAUCCCAUCUCAAUUCAACGAUUCUGAAAGAAAGCCUCCUUCGAUCAAGGAAGAACGUAGAAGAGCCAAAGAGAGGUCUCAAAAAGCCUUGUUAGAAAGCAUUCGAAACCAGCCUAUUUCACUUCCAACAUCCUAUUCCAUCGUGAGAAGAGUACUUAACUUCGAUGAUGAGGAAUAA
Naegleria gruberi is the source of this 585-nucleotide messenger RNA. RefSeq lists its product as uncharacterized. The coding region runs from base 1 to 585 and encodes 194 amino acids. The transcript has a single exon. The record is from RefSeq and is a predicted model, not a curated record. NCBI's taxonomy places the organism in Eukaryota, Heterolobosea, Eutetramitea, Acrasida, Naegleriidae.